AUGGUUGACGAAAAGGAGUUACAAGGUGAAAAUGGUCCAGAACCACAGCCUGAUCAAGGGUUAAAAACUCCAACCGACAUUAACGCUCUUAUAGUGAAAUUGCCAACGUUUUGGGCAAGUAAUCCGCGUACUUGGUUUAUACAGGCAGAAGCACAAUUCUCGUUAGGUAAAAUCACAUCUGAUGUUAGUAAGUACAAUUACGUCGUAGCUACGUUGCCUCAAGACAUAGCCGAAUCGGUAUCGGAUAUUUUAGAGAAUCCCCCAGCGAGCGAUUUGUAUAAGAAUUUGAAAGACGAGCUUAUUGGUCGUCAUUCAUUGAGUUUGGAAAGCCGGAUAAGGAAGUUAACAUCCGAUGAAGAGAUCGGCGAUAAAAAGCCGUCUGAGUUUUUUAGGACCCUUAAGCGUUUAGCAGGCAACUGCGGUACGGUUGGUGAUGAGUUGUUGAAAAAGCUGUGGAUGGGUAGACUUCCUCAGGCGAUCAGUGUAGCUCUUAUUCCUCAAAAGGACGAUGAGAUUGGUAACUUGAUGAAAUUGGCUGACCAAGUGUGGGAAGCAAUAAAAACAGCUAACAUCUCUGCUGUCUCGCAAUAG
This is a messenger RNA of Bradysia coprophila, 591 nucleotides long. RefSeq lists its product as uncharacterized. The record is from RefSeq and is a predicted model, not a curated record. Lineage: Eukaryota; Metazoa; Arthropoda; Insecta; Diptera; Sciaridae.